Wyeomyia smithii (pitcher-plant mosquito) is the source of this 2352-nucleotide messenger RNA. RefSeq names its product signal recognition particle receptor subunit alpha homolog (gene SrpRalpha). The record is from RefSeq and is a predicted model, not a curated record. Gene Ontology annotation, biological process: SRP-dependent cotranslational protein targeting to membrane. Gene Ontology annotation, cellular component: endoplasmic reticulum membrane; signal recognition particle receptor complex. Gene Ontology annotation, molecular function: signal recognition particle binding; GTP binding; GTPase activity. Lineage: Eukaryota; Metazoa; Arthropoda; Insecta; Diptera; Culicidae. The coding region runs from base 156 to 2033 and encodes 625 amino acids. The transcript is spliced from 5 exons.
GACAUUUAUCUUACUACGUGUUUACGUUCGAAGUGCUGAGUUGUCAGUCAGUUCCUCAAAAAAAAAUCAUAUCGAACAGUGGAAUAAGAAAACGUAUAAGACAAAUAGAUUAGUGUUAAUUGUUUGCAGCUACGAUAUAGAAUAGGCAGUCCAAAAUGUUGGAUUUAUUCACCAUAUUCACCAAGGGUGGAAUAGUGCUUUGGUGCUUCCGAGGCACAAACCAGUUUUUUGCACCACCAGUUAAUGCAUUAAUUCGAAGCGUUAUUCUGCAGGAACGUUCCGGAUCAUACGAUCAUGACGGCCUGUCGCUUCAGUUUAAGCUGGACAAUGAAUUUGAACUUGUUUUUGUUGUUGCAUUCCAAAAAAUACUUCAGUUGUCGUAUAUUGAUAAAUUUUUGAGCGAUGUACAUUUGGAGUUUAGAGAUAAAUAUAAAAACGAUUUACGGGUUGAGAAUCGGAACUACAGCAACUACGAUUUUCAGCAAGAGUUCAACAGGCUUCUGGAACAAGCCGAAAAGUGGGGACGCCUUCAAGCAACGCUUCCGAAGCAGAUGCGUAGUUUCGAGGAGUCACACAAAUCGAAGAAAACAGUGUCAUCAAUGAUAGAACGCAAGGGCGAACAAAAGUCCACCUCCAGUGGCGGUAAGAAAUCCGUAAAAAUAGUUGAAAAUAAAAGCAAAGAAGGGCAAGAGGUUCCUUCAAUCGGUAUGAAUGGCAAUGAUGACAUUAUUUUAGAAAAUCGCAAGAAAAUGAUGGAAAAGUUAACCAAGAAAAGCAAAGGUGACAAACCAAAAUCACCCAAGUCACCAUCGCAAAAAUCUGGCAAGCAAAUGCGUGUUUGGGAUUUAGGUGGUAAUGUAAAAGAUCUUCCGAAUUUGGAUCGUUGUAAAGAUAAGCCUGAAGACAUUAAAAGCGAUUUCACGCCGAGUAACGAAAUGAUUGGAACCAUGAAGGGCGGCAUACAGGACCUGGAGGUUGAAAGUGAUAGCGACUACUCGGAAGAUGACGAUGAAGAGGAAAUGAUCGCUCAGAGCAUGAGUCGUCAAUCGGCUCCUUUUGUAAAGAAAUCAGGUGGCAUGUUGUCUUUGUUCAGAGGUCUUGUCGGAUCUAAGAAUCUAACGCGUGGAGACAUGCAGUCAGCUUUGGAUAAGCUACGGGACCAUCUGAUUGCAAAGAACGUAGCUGCCGAUAUAUCCCAGAAGCUGUGCGAAUCAGUGGCAGUUAAAUUAGAGGGAAAAGUUCUCGGAACAUUCGACACAAUCACUUCAACGGUGAAAAACACGUUGACGGAAGCGCUAGUUCAGAUUCUUUCACCCAAGCGUCGUGUAGACAUUCUCCGUGAUUGCUUGGAAGCGAAGAAAAGUAAGAGACCAUAUGUGAUGAGCUUUUGUGGAGUAAACGGAGUGGGAAAAUCUACGAAUCUUGCUAAAAUCUGCUUUUGGUUGAUCGAAAACAAUCUGAACGUUCUGAUUGCCGCUUGCGAUACAUUCCGUGCUGGAGCUGUAGAGCAGCUGCGUACUCAUAUGAGGCAUUUAAAUGCAUUGCAUCCGGCUGAAAAACACGCUGGUCGUGAAAUGGUGCAGCUUUACGAGAAAGGGUAUGGGAAGGACGCUGCUGGUAUAGCGAUGGAGGCCAUUCGUUAUGCUAAGGAGUCUACAAUUGACGUUGUAUUGAUUGAUACCGCCGGACGCAUGCAAGAUAAUGAACCGUUGAUGAGAGCUCUGGCCAAACUUAUUAAGGUUAACGAACCCGAUUUAGUGUUGUUUGUUGGUGAAGCUUUGGUUGGGAAUGAAGCUGUGGAUCAGUUGGUAAAAUUUAAUCAAGCACUAGCUGACUAUUCCGCAAACGAAAAUCCACACAUUAUCGAUGGCAUUGUUUUGACCAAAUUUGACACCAUUGACGAUAAGGUCGGCGCUGCCAUAUCGAUGACUUACAUAACAGGUCAACCGAUUGUUUUUGUAGGAACAGGACAAACUUAUACCGAUCUGAAAAAAUUGAAUGCCAAAGCCGUUGUUCAUGCGUUAAUGAAGUGAACUUUGCAGAUUAUAUUAAAAUGAAUUGGGAAUUUGGUUACUGUUUUAGUGCUGAUUUGAUACUUCCAUAAUUGAGCAUUACUAUUACAUUUAUGCAAUGUAGGGAGCAACGGUUAGUCACGGAAAGAAAUUUAAGCUCACUGUUUUAUUGCAAGAUUUUUUUUUUGUUGAAAAUGCAUGUCUCGUUCUCCAAUGUAAAACGUGUUUUACCACUACUGGUUUCACAUUCUAUCGUUUAGUAUGAGUAAUUGUGGAUCAGGUAAAUGUUGUUUGUCGAGUCGAGAUAAAAUCUAUUAGACAAUUUUUGAAAGCUAUAUAA